GUUAAAACAGCUACAUUUGUUUCUCUCUCACGCACAAACACGCAAAACACACAUUCACCAUCACCAUUGAAAACGAACACCAAUCGAUCAUAGAUUUUCGGCCUUCCUUUAUUCUUUCCAACAAAUUAUCUGUUCACAUAGAUGUGUUUUCUUCCAUUCUCAUUUCUUGAAAUUUCAUAUGAUUUCAAACCAACAUAAGCCGACAGAAUUUGAAUUUUCCGAACGCAUUAUCAGCCAUUUUGUCCUCGAUUUGAUCAAUUUGAUGUUUCUUCAAUCGGGGUUUCGAAAAUUCUGAAAAUUUUGGUUCGCAUUAGGGUUUUGGAGAACAGGAAAUGGGACAGAAAUCCCUGAUCUACAGCUUCGUUGCCAGAGGCACGGUGAUCCUCGCUGAGUAUACCGAAUUCAAGGGGAACUUCUCAACCGUCGCCCAACAAUGUCUUCAAAAGCUUCCUGCCAAUCAGCCUCGGUUUACGUAUAAUUGCGAUGGCCAUACCUUCAAUUACUACAUCGAUACUGAAUUUACAUACUGUGUUGUUGCAGUGGAAGCUGCUGGAAGGACCCUUCCCAUGGGCUUUUUGGAACGUGUGAAAGACGAAUUUAACAAGAAAUAUGGAGGUGGAAAAGCUUCAACUGCUGCUGCCAAGAGUUUAAGCAAAUCUUUUGGACCAAAAAUGAAAGAGGAGAUGGCAUACUGUGUUGCUCAUCCUGAAGAGAUUGACAAGAUUGCUAAGGUCAAAGCUCAGGUUGAUGAAGUCAAAGGAGUUAUGAUGGGUAACAUUGAAAAGGUUCUUGAUCGUGGAGAAAAGAUUGAACUUCUGGUAGAUAAAACUGACAAUCUUCGCAAUCAGGCGAAUGAUUUCAAGAAACAAGGAACGAAGAUGAAAAGGAAGAUGUGGAUUCAGAACAUGAAGAUUAAGCUGAUAGUUGUGGGGAUUGUGAUUGUUUUGAUUCUGGUGGUUAUUAUGUCAAUCUGCAAUCAAUUGAGGUGCUUUUGAAGCUCUUCUUUUCUCCAAAUGCUCAAUCAAUGAGUUUUUUUUUUUUUUGCAUCUAAGAUGCUUCAUCUACAUGUUGUUGUUUAUAAUACAUUGGUCAAAUUAAAUGACUAAAUAAACUUAGUAUAAGAUAUAUACCCAAUGUUUGGAAUUUUUUGUAUAUUGUAACAAACAAGUUAAGUGUACAUUACUUAUCAUCUUUACUUGGUGUUCCUUUUAGGAGGAAAAGUGUAAUUACAAUUUACAAAAAUGUGGUAGG
Molecule: messenger RNA, 1251 nt
Organism: Lactuca saligna
Lineage: Eukaryota; Viridiplantae; Streptophyta; Magnoliopsida; Asterales; Asteraceae
Source: the annotation of a GenBank genome assembly